Ceraceosorus bombacis is the source of this 621-nucleotide messenger RNA. Lineage: Eukaryota; Fungi; Basidiomycota; Exobasidiomycetes; Ceraceosorales; Ceraceosoraceae. The record is from the annotation of a GenBank genome assembly.
AUGACGUCCGAGAUACCGCAAAAGCCCAUUAGACUAGGUCAACGUCAAAGACGCCGCAGUGCUCAAACUCGAUGGCUAGCUCAGGAGAAGCAAGAACGCGCUGAUGCCUCGAGGGAAGGAGUGGGCGACAAGAGCAAUCCCGUGCUUGUCAAAACUACCAGCAACACGACUGGCGCCAAGCGACGACGCCGGAAGAGGUCGGGGCAAGGCACGCACGAAAGCGACAAGUGCACAGAGAUAAAGGCGCACCGAAUGGAAACACGCUCUCGAGCAGCAGCCAAAACUCGAUCACGGCUCCAAUCAGGGCAUAUAAGCGCAUCCAAAGCGGCACCAGACGCAAAGACUGUGGCUCGACAGGGUGACUCAACAACGCCGCCACAACAGCGCAAAGGGAAAGCAACAAGCAAACGCUAUCUUCGGCACUUUAAAGGAGCGCUAGCUCCUUAUCACACUCGCACAUUGUCUUCGGGAUGGGACGCACAGUUGCAGAAAGACACCGGCGCAGCAUGGCCAGUGUCGCGUCUGGAGCCACGUAUCGUCGAAGCUUUGCGCGCCGUCAGAGGUGACCACAUCAUCACAAGCGGAUUGGGCAUGGGUGGCCUACCAAUGGAGAGAUGCUGA